UGCAUUAUUGUUUGUAUUUCGGGUAUUUCGUAAUUGCUGGUGAUGUUGAUGUGAAAUAGUAAGGUUUUCAUUACAACUAUUCAUAAAGUACUAGCCUAAGAAUAAAAUCUAUCACGAAGGGAAAGUUAGGUAUAUGUCUUCAGAUCAUCCGAGUGGUACGCGGCAAGAAAUGAUAACAACGGUAGCUGACAGUAUUGCAAUAACCGAAACCCUCACCCAGGAUCAAGCUCCUGGUAGCAGCCACGCUGCGGAGCCUCCGGUACUCCGUUUGCGUCUACAAAAACCUCCGUCAUCGAGAAAGGUGCAAUGGACCAACGGUACUGUAGAUAAUGAACAUUUGAAUCGAAAAAAGUCGAAAUGCUGCUGUAUUUACAAAAAACCAUUACAAUUCGGUGAAAGCUCUUCGGAAAGUGAAGACGAGUGUGAACAUUGUUUUGGCCAUGUGGAGCUAAAGAAGAAGAAUAAACCACACGCUGCAGAAUCUGCCGAAGAUACUGUGGAUUCUGCCGUUGAGCAACAGUGUGAGCAACAGCCUGCAGCAGUAGCAGAAAGUGAACCAACCGACGGCGCACCUACUACUGUUCAUGGAAAAGAUAAGCCAAGUGAUUUAAAAGACAACAAUUUGGAUGCUACGUAGAAAGCCUGAGAGCGGAGUGGUUGUUUCUUUUUUGGUCUAAAUUGGUUAUUUUAUUUUAUAGCAAUGCCAUUUGAUCUUGAAUGAAAUUUUAAUUCUAACGAAAAAAAUGGUUUCUCAAUUUUCCUAAUCCCCGGUAAAUAACAAAUUUUAUUUCUUUGAUUCUUGAUGAAUUGGCAAAAUGUCGCUAAUCUGGUAAAAAAAUUUCCGAAAUGAUGUGGUUAAGACAAAAUAAUAGAUUCUGUAUAUAAAUACUAGUUUACUAAAGUAAUAAAUAGAAAUAUGAGUAACCGGCCUCGAGGUAUGAUGCUGACCUAAUAAGCCAGUCGUCGUAUGUUCGAAACCCGGCUGGGAGAGGUUGUUAGAGUCAAUAGAAUCGUAGCAACUGGUCCUGCAAUUGUCCUGUACUCUGACAAUUGGCUGCGAAGUCUGUCCUAUAAAAACAGAAGGUCAAGUUUCGAUAACGGAAUGUACACUGAGAAAACUUUUCGUAAAGUUUCUAUGUGUCCCACAUAUAGAUUUUUGCAAUGUGCCCUGUAAAUGAUCUUUAUGUGCCAAAGAGUUAUCAUUUAUGUGCACGCGAAAAAUUUGCACAUACUAUUCAUAUGCGUAUAAUUUUUAUGUGU
Molecule: messenger RNA, 1260 nt
Organism: Sabethes cyaneus
Lineage: Eukaryota; Metazoa; Arthropoda; Insecta; Diptera; Culicidae
Product: E3 ubiquitin-protein ligase PPP1R11
Exons: 3
Coding region: 134-637 (167 amino acids)
Cellular component (GO): nucleus
Molecular function (GO): protein serine/threonine phosphatase inhibitor activity; protein phosphatase 1 binding
Source: RefSeq, a predicted model, not a curated record